Messenger RNA from Orycteropus afer afer, 1965 nucleotides. It is a transcript of the gene PLEKHA8, whose product is annotated as pleckstrin homology domain containing A8. The transcript has 14 exons. NCBI's taxonomy places the organism in Eukaryota, Metazoa, Chordata, Mammalia, Tubulidentata, Orycteropodidae. Gene Ontology annotation, molecular function: ceramide 1-phosphate transfer activity; ceramide 1-phosphate binding. Gene Ontology annotation, cellular component: membrane; cytosol; cytoplasm. Bases 1 to 1965 code for a protein of 654 amino acids. Gene Ontology annotation, biological process: ceramide transport; intermembrane lipid transfer. The record is from RefSeq and is a predicted model, not a curated record.
AUGCGCGAGCGUGCUCUGGGCACGGAGGGCUCAGGUAUCGCGGCGGAGGCCCUGCCGGCUGUCGACUCCCUCGGUUGUCGCACUUUUGUAGGCUUAGCCGUUCCGCGGACUAACCUGGUAUCUUCGCCUCUCUGUGAACAGCGUGCUUUGCGUGUCGCGCGAGCCCGCCGGCUGGCCGCGUCCUCAAGUGCGGAGGCCGCCGCAGUGACCCCGCCCCCGGGCCGAGGAUGUGAGGCCGGCGGGACGUCCCCGGACCGGACCAGGGCACGGGCAGUGGGCGUCUCGGCAGCGCCAGGCUAUGGCUCUGCUGCCGGUGCUCCUCGCCUCCUGGGGCCUGGGGCAGUAAGAGGACCGGGAGACGUGGGGAAGCGGCCCUGGCUUUGUGGGGGCAAAGGGGCUGCGAGCGCCAUGGAGGGAGUGCUGUACAAAUGGACCAACUAUCUGAGCGGUUGGCAGCCUCGAUGGUUCCUUCUCUGUGGGGGAAUAUUAUCCUAUUAUGAUUCUCCUGAAGAUGCCUGGAAGGGCUGCAAAGGGAGCAUCCAAAUGGCAGUCUGUGAAAUUCAAGUUCAUUCCGUAGAUAACACACGUAUGGACCUGAUUAUCCCCGGAGAACAGUAUUUCUACCUGAAGGCCAGAAGUGUGGCUGAGAGACAGCGGUGGCUGGUGGCCCUGGGGUCAGCCAAGGCCUGCCUGACUGACAGUAGGACCCAGAAGGAGAAAGAAUUUGCUGAAAACACUGAAAAUUUGAAAACCAAAAUGUCGGAACUAAGACUCUACUGUGAUCUCCUUGUUCAGCAAGUAGAUAAAACAAAAGAAGUGACCACAACCGGUGUGUCCAAUUCUGAGGAGGGAAUUAAUGUAGGAACUCUGCUGAAAUCAACCUGCAAUACUUUUCUGAAGACCCUGGAAGAAUGCAUGCAGAUCGCAAAUGCAGCCUUCACCUCGGAGCUGCUCUAUCACACUCCCCCAGGGUCGCCACAGCUGGCCAUGCUCAAGUCCAGCAAGAUGAAACAUCCUGUUGUACCAAUGCAUAAUUCAUUGGAAAGACAAGUGGAGAUGAACAAUUGUGAAAAUGGAUCUUUAAAUAUGGAAAUAAAUGAUGAUGAAGAAAUCAUAAUGAAAAACAAGAGCCCCUUAUGUUUGAAAUCUGCAGAGAGAGAGUGCAGUGUAUCAAGUGAAGAAAAUAUAGAUGACAGUAUAACAGUCCAACGGGAAAUAAUGAAAGAAGUUGGAGAGGGAAACCUGGGAAAUCAUGACAUCUUGGCACAACCUGAAUCAAACUCCUCCAAUAGCUCGGAAUCCCACUGGGAAGAAGACAAUGAAGUUAUCCCAACUUUCUUUAGUACCAUGAACACCAGCUUUAGUGACAUUGAACUUCUAGAAGACAGUGGCAUUCCCACAGAAGCAUUCUUGGCAUCAUGUUAUGCUGUGGUUCCAGUAUUAGACAAACUUGGCCCUACAGUAUUUGCUCCUGUUAAAAUGGAUCUUGUUGGAAAUAUUAAGAAAGUAAAUCAGAAGUAUAUAACCAACAAAGAAGAGUUUACCACUCUUCAGAAAAUAGUGCUACAUGAAGUGGAGGCAGAUGUAGCCCAGAUUAGGAAUUCGGCAACAGAAGCCCUCUUGUGGUUGAAGAGAGGUCUCAAAUUUUUGAAGGGAUUUUUGACAGAAGUGAAAAAUGGAGAAAAGGAUAUCCAGACAGCCCUGAAUAAUGCAUAUGGUAAAACUUUACGGCAACACCAUGGCUGGGUCGUUCGAGGGGUUUUUGCGUUAGCUCUGAGGGCAGCUCCAUCCUAUGAAGAUUUUGUGGCUGCGUUAACCAUCAAGGAAGGUGACCACCAGAAAGAAGCCUUCAGUAUUGGGAUGCAGAGGGACCUCAGCCUUUACCUCCCUGCCAUGGAAAAGCAGCUGGCAAUACUGGACACUUUAUAUGAGGUCCACGGACUGGAGUCUGACGAGGUGGUAUGA